GCGAUUGAGCGACGACCUGAUGCGAAUGUGUCCAAACCAACAUGACCGGUCGAUUUUGAGAGUAGCCUUGUAUUUCAAAGCGGCUUGCCGCCGGACGACCGCGGUCAUUUAGACGGAGGCAACCGCCAGAGAAAAUGAAGCCGGCAGCACGCAAAAAUGGGAGUGACGUAUUCAGCGACAAACGUUUCAACCCCGCCAACCGGACGCACCUAUAGCCGACCGCUUAGGGCCGGCGGCAAAAAGAAGCCGUGCAGAUAUUUUUUGCUAUCUGAGAUAACUAGAUGCUAAGCAAGGUUUUUAUUGGAUUUCCUUCUGUUUCUCAAAUCACUUACACUUAAGUUCUAUUCAACAGAUGCUGACAGCUUUUUGGAUUCUUUGCUGUGUUUUCUGUCUUCAACUAAAUCGUAAUAAUUUUGUUCAACUUUCUAUAUUGUUUUAUCUAACAAGAAAUCAAUUAUUUUGUACCUACCCAACUGUAAACAGCAUAGAGUUGAAUUAGCUAGCUACACUUUCAGGCCCUUGUUCCCUUUCAGAGCAGAGGCUGUGUUCCCUUUCAGAGCCGCGGCUGUGUUCCCUUUCAGAGCCGCGGCUGUGUUCCCUUUCAGAGCCGCGGCUGUGUUCCCUUUCAGAGCCGCGGCUGUGUUCCCUUUCAGAGCCGCGGCUGUGUUCCCUUUCAGAGCCGCGGCUGUGUUCCCUUUCAGAGCCGCGGCUGUGUUGCCUUUCAGAGCCGCGGCUGUGUUGCCUUUCAGAGCCGCGGCUGUGUUGCCUUUCAGAGCCGCGGCUGUGUUGCUUUUCAGAGUCGCGGCUGUGCUCUAUUUCAGAGCCGCGGCUGUGCUCUAUUUCAGAUCCUUGGUACUUAAAAAUAAAUACUAUUUUUAUUUGUAUUCUAAGUGUUAAUAAAUUAAUAACUAAUGCCAGAUAAAUAGCUUCAAUCAGAUACCUCCGGUGUUCCUAGACUGUUUACAGGGCUGUAGGUGACACUGGUUCCAAUCCCCAGGUUGACAAAAAGUCAUGUACAAUCCCUGAGCAUCACCAUCACACCUAAUUACUCCCAGGUUGUUGCUAAUAAAUAAGAAUGUGUUCAAAACAGAGGAUGGAUUGGGCCGAUGUGUGUAUGUCAUUUCCUUGAACCAUAAUCAUGGAAAUCGCUUAUUGAUUAACUUUAUAAACUCUUGCUUUUGAAACUAUAUGCUCUGUUGGUUGUAGGGACAUUGGAGCGGGUCGGCUUGCCUCGUGCUCCAGCAGCUCCUCCCUUGUUUGAUGACUGCAACCUCAAUUGUGGUCGUUAGCUGGGCAAAUGCUCUUGUCCAUGUUUGGUUCUAGCUCAGGUCCCAGCUGAGGGAACGGUGUGAUAGUUACUAAGCAGAAUGAGUGGCCUAGGGUUGUCCAGUAUGCUACGGUGCUGACUACCGUGCACAUGUACUGCGGCAACAUGGGUUUGAAUCUGUUCAACUGUUCCUUCAGCACUAAUGCUCUCCCAUUGAUCCCCAGUCUUUAACAAUAAAAUAUAAAAAUGCCUUAAAAUAUACAUUUCUUAAAAAGAAAACAAUGAAAUUGUACUAACAGAAGGCCUGUUCAACACGACUUUAGUUGUAAACAAACAUAAGGUUGGAUCUGCUAGCCACUCGAGGCAAGGGUUGGGUACCAUUCGCAUUUGUACCGCUACCUGUACCCAACGGUUUCUUUUUUCAGUGCUUUUUUUGCGCUAACGUUAGCUGUGGAUGCUGUGGCUGACUUGGCUUUCAUGCUAUCAAAUACGUUACACGCUUCGCUUCAAGAAAUAUUUUAUGUUUGACCAGGUGUUUCCUCAGGUUAGACGUGUUGCCAUUGCCAGCUUUGCAUUUCGCAUCACAAAUAUUGCAGCGAGCGUUGUUGUCUGCGUCAAGUUUUAAAGUGUAACCACACUUCUGACCGCUUUCGGCUCGCCACCUUCCUGACUCUGUUGGUGUUGAACAUUGAACAAGCUGCAGGGGUGAGAUAAUCUCGCUCUCGUAGUCUGUCUUUCUCUCUAUCUCUCACCCAGAUGCGGUCUCAGUUAACGACAUUUGGCACCGAUUUUACGGGAAUCAGACGUAAUUCGAGAUUCGAUACAUUUUGUUCCAGCAUGUCUCACAACUACCCCUACAGACAACCACCAGCACCGAAAGAUCAGAGAGCCAACUCUGGCUCCUAUGACACUUCAGGUCCUCUGCACUCUGGAGACCGCAACAAACUUUACGAUCCGUACCAGGAGCCGCCAUCGCAUUCCACCAUUACAUCCUACCAACCUUCCCCGUCUAGGGCCUCCACUGAAACCUCCUCCCCUUACUCCUCUCUAGGCCAGUCAGACCAAACUCUGACCCUUCUGAAUAGCUGUGGCCUAGAGCCCAAAGACUUGUCUCUCCUGGCUGAGAUACCAGCGGGUCUCAUCACCGUGGAGAACCUACCUCACCUCCUCCUCGGGAUCAGGAAGAAGGAGGCGACACAGCAGCCGUCCUAUUUGGGUACCAGGCCUACCGCCUCCUACCCGCAUGCUGUCACAUCUCGUUCCCCCGCCACUCCUUCUCCAGGUCGUGCGUGGGAGCAGGUUGACCAGAGUCAUUCUCAACCGCUGGACUAUCCGCGGAACCCUCAGCGCUCCCCACAGCUGUUAAACAAUCCGUUGGGCCACCACCCUCCCCCCCCCCCACCUCAACCCUUUCCCAGAAAUCAGGGCCCGCUAGAUCGGCAUGGCAACCCCAUGCAGUACGCAAGCUCUAGAGUAGAACCUGUUCCAGUCCGUGUCGUUGACUACAACUACGGUAAAGAAACUCCCGGUAAUUACAAAUCUCCUAGGUCCACUUACAGCACGGCCCACAGCACUUCCCACGCGGGAACCAGCAACAACCGGAAGCUCUCCAUCUCAUCCCAAACAGCAGUCGAUUACAGGUACCCCCUUCUGCCAGCUAUGGACUACAGAUGCCAAAACCAGGAUGUCCCGGUUGUUGCAAACAAAAUGGCCCCUUCCAGCGACACUCCAACAAAGACUGCUGCUCUUGACUUCCAUGGAGAAAUCCCCCAAACAUUUCCUUAUACGUGCUCGCUGUGCGAUAUCACUGUGCUCUCUGAAAAGUUUUGGUCCUCACAUGUCAAUGGAACUCAACAUGCUGAUGGACAGCUCACGCUCCUUCAGAUGUACCCUAAAUGGGAUUGUCGGAUGCAGACUGCCAGAGAGGGUGAUGGUAGCUCAGAAAUACAGAGAUUUGAAGAGAAGACUGGUGGACCUUCCCAUAGGUCCAGCAAUUAUUUUGGCAAACCAAGUAGCAGUGCAAGGAAAAACAAGGACCCUAAGGCUAGCGCUACAAAGGUUACAAAGGGGAGUGGCAAAGUGGUUUGUGUGAAAUUUCCCACCCAAUGUCUCAAUGAAGAUGGUUUGUGUAACUUCAUUAAACAGUUCGGGGAAGUAGUGAAAGUCAUCAUGUUUCCUGCUUUGGCAUUUGUGGAGAUGGGGUCAAGUGAUCAGGCGGAGGAUCUUGUAAAGUACUAUCUUGGUAACCCAGCGAUGGUGAAAGGAGGACAAGUCACUUUUUCUGUCUCUUCGACAUUCAAUUUCCUGCAGAGUUCAAAGGUGUUGCGCUUUUCCCCUGUGCCUGCUGGGAAAGAGUCCGCCACAUGGAAGACAGAGUUGCUGGAUGUAGCUAAAUGCUUUGGGCCUGUUGAACACUCACUCUUUCUGCCUACACAGGCUUUUGUGGAAAUGACAAAUUCAGUGGAUGCACGGAAGUUUGUAGAACAACACACAACGAAACCCCUGAAAAUAGAUGGCAUACAUAUUAAAGUGGCAUUCUCUUCAGAGUACAGUACACUUCGGACCAUUUCUAUGAGGACAUCUUUGGACAGGAUGUCACCAGAUACAAACAGGGAGUCUGAAGACCAGUCUAGUAGGAAGAGAACCCCGAGCCCCAGAAAGCGAUUCCUUAGCCUGAACAGGGAUGCUUCGACAUCUCCAAAGAGGAGGAGGAAGAGUAGAGAGAGGGAUACCAGCCAUCACAAAGAAAGAGCUAAAUCUGGUUGUGGUGCUGGUAAAAGCAGGUCUAGAUCCCCCUCUGAACGUCAUGGCCAUCGGUCUUACCGAAGCCCCAGUUUCCACACUGAAGAUUGUGUCUCCGGUGCGAAGACCCCAGUCAAUACCGACCCAGAGGACAUGGCAUAUCCCUGUCUCAGUUCCACUCGCUCACAACCUCCCACCAACGACAAGACCAACAAAGCUGUCGACAACAUCAAUCAGAGCAAGCAAGACACAGAGGAGAAUUCUGACGGAGGCUUUCAGACCUGUGAUGUGGACAGCGAAUUAGAGGGGAUGGAGGUGAUCGGAGAGGAUGGGGACAUCGAGGGUAUGGCAGUUUAUGGGGAGGAUGGAGAGGAGAACUCUGACAUGGGAGAGGAGGAAGAGAGGCCAGAGACGCCAACAAAGGAAACCAAUGUGGAUAAGACAGAGGCCAAGGAGAUUGAGGAACAUAAGGAAGAGGGUGUGCAGGAAAUGGAAGAGGCACAGGAGGAAGUGCAAAAGGAAGGAGAAAGUAAGCAAGAGCAGAAGAAAGAAGAUCCGUUACAAGAUACUCCAAAGGAUCUUCCCCCACAGGUAGCUUGGCAUCCUGAGGAAGGACAACUGGAAGCGAAUGCCAAGGACAUUAAAGCCAUUUAUGAGCCUGAGCAGAAAGCAACCUCUCCAUCUAAGGAUGGAGCUCCUACAGAAGAGCUCUCAGAACAGGAAAGUGAAAGAGAGGGGGGAGACCAGACAGGGGAUGCCUCUUGCUGUGAUGAUGAGGAGGAGCCUGAUUUCCCAGAGGACCUUGAGAACCUGGUCACUUUGGAUGAACUGGAAGACGUGUCAUCGAACGAUGACCGAGAUAACCGAUCUACUGAUGAGAACAAAAGCAAGAACAUGAUCUCAGGAAGUGAUGAGCCGCCAAGAAGAGUGAUCUACAUAAGGAAUCUCCCUAGAAGCUACUACACAGACACUGACUUUGUGAAGAUCUUUAGGGGCUAUGGGAAAGUGCACCGUUAUUUCCUGCUUCGCAGCCGUGAAGAGGGCUUCAUUGAGAUGGAGAGGUCUUAUGAUGCUGCAAUGGCAAUCAAUGAUGUACGUUUGAACGGCUGUAAAUUCUAUGGUCAGAAGUUGAUGGUUAUGCUAUCUCGGAAAUAUAAAAGGCUUACAACAGGGUGGAGACCUGAGUCAGACUCUGACUCUAAUAGUGAUCACAAAAAGGAAUGUUAUAGAAGCAGCAGCAGGAGGAGGAGAGAACGGACCAGUAGCCACUCAAAGUCAACAGCCAUGGAUGAGAAGAGAAAAGAAAAGGGUGACAAGAAAACAGACAAGAAUACAAAAACGAAAAAUAGUGAUGAAGAGAUGGACAGUGGUGUAACGAAGGAAAAGAAAACAGAGAAUGAGAAGACAAAAUACUCCCCUGAAAAGAUCAAAGAGCGUUGUGCUUUAUCGGCUGAGCAGGACAACCAGAGUGACGAGGAGAACAGAGGCUUGUCUGAGGUGAAUACUGAUUCCAGGGAUAUCCCUGUUGCUGAGAAAGAGAAGCAGGGCUGUUACACCAAAGACAAAUUGGAGACAAUGCCAGAGGAUAGAGUAAAGACAAAGCCAGAAGAUAAGGUAGAAACAGAACCAGACUCCAUGACUAGUGUUGAAUCUUCAUUUGAGCCCAACAACCCAGUCGGAAGAGAAUUCAUUAAACCUGUUGUGGGCUACUUCUGCAACCUGUGUAAACUCAUCUAUGCUGAUGAGGAUGAAGCAAAGAACCAGCACUGCAGCAGCCUUCCUCACUAUCAGAAGUUUAUGGAACUUUCAGGGAAAGACAUGGUCUCUAACUGAAAAAUCAGGGAAGACGUUGUAAUGACAAGGUCUUCGGCGAGGUUAACAAGCAGUGGACCAGUGCACAUUUGUGGGUGAGGAAAGAGAAACAAAAUCUCUCCUCAAUAUAAGAAGGGCAACGGUUUACCUAAACUGGCAUCUUUUGUAAAGCGGUUGUAAAAUAUUUUGUGUUCAUCUGUAUGUGAACAAAUGUACAGUAUUUUUGUAUUUUGAUUGUGUCCUUUUAGACAUUUUAGAAACACCUCACUGUGUGCAGUGGAAGCAGCCCAAAUAUGUUUACUAUUAAUGUUCAUAGAACUGGUGUCACUGGCGCUAUAUAAGUAAAAAAUACUUUUUGCACUAGUUGACUUGGCAUAGAAGUUGACUGACAAAUUAUAUAGGUUUUGGCAAUAUUGAUUCAUAUGUUCAUUUUGGUGAUUCCACUACAAACUUCCUUGAAUGUAAUAUAGUAUUUAAUUUACACUUCUGCAAUGUUGUGCAUUUAUUUUUCUGUAUCUUCAGGAUUGUAAACGUUAGACAUCAGUGUUUUACGAUGAUUAAAACGUUGUUAAUUGCAGGA
Messenger RNA from Esox lucius (northern pike), 6401 nucleotides. RefSeq names its product matrin 3-like 1.1 (gene matr3l1.1). Lineage: Eukaryota; Metazoa; Chordata; Actinopteri; Esociformes; Esocidae. The transcript is spliced from 18 exons. The record is from RefSeq and is a predicted model, not a curated record. Gene Ontology annotation, molecular function: zinc ion binding; RNA binding. The coding region runs from base 2024 to 5842 and encodes 1272 amino acids.